Anopheles gambiae (African malaria mosquito) is the source of this 833-nucleotide messenger RNA. Its product is annotated as pheromone-binding protein-related protein 6. The transcript has 2 exons. Gene Ontology annotation, molecular function: odorant binding. The coding region runs from base 58 to 528 and encodes 156 amino acids. The record is from RefSeq and is a predicted model, not a curated record. Lineage: Eukaryota; Metazoa; Arthropoda; Insecta; Diptera; Culicidae. Gene Ontology annotation, biological process: sensory perception of smell.
AUCCGCACGUGGGGCUGGUCGUCGACCGUUUUGUCGGCUCGCAUAGAGGGCACAGAUAUGUUGGCUCAAGCUUCCCCACUGUUGCUGCUGCUUCUGUUAGUGACGCAGUGCUUGGAUGGGGCGGAUUGUAGCACCAUCACCACCCAACGGCCAGCGCCGCGCCGGGACGGGCAAUAUCCUCCGCCAGAGACUCUUGCCUUUCUGCGACCACUGGGCAAGCUGUGCCUGCAGGAGACGGGUGUUAGCCCGGAGGCGGUUAAGCGAUUCAGUGACGCCGAUCCGUUCGACGAUAAUCGUGCGCUCAAGUGCUACAUGGACUGUAUGUUCCGAGUAACGAACGUGACCGAUGAUCGCGGUGAGCUGCACAUGGGCAAGCUGCUCGAACAUGUGCCGACAGAGUUUGAAGACAUUGCACUGCGAAUGGGCGUGAGGUGUACUCGGCCCAAGGGCAAGGAUGUGUGCGAACGGGCGUUCUGGUUUCACAAGUGCUGGAAAACGUCGGACCCUGUGCACUACUAUCUGGUGUGAGAAGCGACAAAAGUCAACCGGGUUUGUUGUGUUGACCCAUUAAGUAAGUAUCUAGCUACAUUAAGACACACGCUGUUGCCUGCUGAAUGCCUGCCUGCUGACCAUUAUACAUCGGCACUCAAAACACAAGUGUGUGUGUGCGUGUCUCUGCGAUCUGAGGAUGGAUGGUCACGAAUGCGCCACAUCGUACAGCAAUCAAUCAAUCAAUGUACAACGUCCCGGCAGGGUGCGCAGAAUGGAAGUACAAGUUCAACGUGACCGUUUUUAUGAUUGAUUCUUGAAUAAACAGUAAGCACAACCGUUUA